Tyto alba (common barn owl) is the source of this 2271-nucleotide messenger RNA. RefSeq names its product 6-phosphofructo-2-kinase/fructose-2,6-biphosphatase 3 (gene PFKFB3). Bases 218 to 1813 code for a protein of 531 amino acids. The transcript has 18 exons. Gene Ontology annotation, biological process: fructose metabolic process; fructose 2,6-bisphosphate metabolic process. Gene Ontology annotation, molecular function: ATP binding; fructose-2,6-bisphosphate 2-phosphatase activity; 6-phosphofructo-2-kinase activity. The record is from RefSeq and is a predicted model, not a curated record. Gene Ontology annotation, cellular component: cytosol. Lineage: Eukaryota; Metazoa; Chordata; Aves; Strigiformes; Tytonidae.
UUCUGCCGGGCUUUGCCCAAAUAUGUCCGUUUCCUUUUAAAAGAAGAAGGAGGAAGGAAUAAAACAUAACAUAAAGAAGAAAUAUAUUUAAUAUAUUUAAAGAGCGAGGCAUCCGCGACCGCGGAACCCAGGCGUCCGAGCGCAGCUCUGCCGCCCGCUCGCCCCAUGCCGUUCCGCAAAGGUGGACGCGGAACGCAAAAAGACCUUUGUUUUAAAAAUGCCCAUGGAGCUGACGCAAAGCCGCAUCCAGAAGAUUUGGCUUCCCAAUGACAACCGCCCGGCUCUGCCCCGCCGCUCCUGUGGGCCACAGCUUGCCAAUUCCCCCACUGUGAUAGUGAUGGUUGGCCUCCCGGCCCGCGGGAAGACCUACAUCUCCAAGAAGCUGACUCGCUACCUCAACUGGAUUGGUGUCCCAACAAAAGUUUUCAAUGUGGGGGAGUAUCGCCGUGAGGCGGUGAGGCAUUACAGCUCCUAUGAUUUCUUCCGCCCUGACAACGAGGAGGCCAUGAAAGUCAGGAGGCAAUGUGCCCUGGCUGCCCUGAGGGAUGUCAAGCUGUACCUGACAGAGGAGGCUGGCCAGAUUGCGGUUUUUGAUGCUACCAAUACCACGCGGGAGAGGAGAGGGAUGAUCCUGAAUUUUGCCAAAGAAAAUGGGUUCAAGGUGUUCUUCAUUGAAUCUGUCUGCAAUGAUCCCACGGUAGUUGCCACCAAUGUUAUGGAAGUAAAAUUGUCCAGCCCUGAUUACCGGGACUGUAAUUCAACCGAUGCCAUGGAAGACUUCAUGAAGAGGAUCAAUUGUUACCAAGCCAGCUACCAGCCACUUGACCCUGAUAACUAUGACCGGGAGCUUUCUCUCAUCAAAGUCAUCGAUGUUGGCCGGCGGUUCCUGGUCAACAGGGUUCAGGAUCACAUCCAGAGCAGGAUUGUUUACUACCUGAUGAACAUCCAUGUCCAGCCCCGCACCAUUUACCUCUGUCGGCAUGGCGAGAGCGAGUUCAACCUCAAGGGGAAGAUUGGAGGUGACUCAGGCCUCUCCAACAGGGGCAAGAAGUUUGCAUUGGCACUGAACAAAUUUGUUGAGGAGCAGAACCUGAAGGACCUCAAAGUUUGGACCAGCCAGCUGAAGAGGACAAUCCAAACGGCAGAAGCUCUCCAACUGCCCUAUGAGCAGUGGAAGGCACUCAAUGAAAUAGAUGCAGGUGUAUGUGAAGAAAUGACGUAUGAAGAAAUCAGGGAGCAGCAUCCAGAGGAGUUUGCUUUACGUGAUCAGGAUAAAUAUUACUACCGCUAUCCUUCUGGAGAGUCCUACCAAGAUCUGGUGCAGCGCCUAGAACCAGUCAUCAUGGAGCUGGAGAGACAAGAGAAUGUUCUUGUGAUCUGUCACCAGGCUGUCAUGCGCUGUCUCCUGGCAUACUUUCUGGACAAGAGUGCAGAUGAAAUGCCCUACCUGAAGUGUCCCCUUCAUACAGUGUUGAAGCUGACUCCGGUGGCCUAUGGCUGCCGGGUGGAGUCCAUCUCGCUGAACAUUGAAGCUGUCAACACCCACAGGGAACGACCAGAGGAAGCAAAGAAGGGACCUAACCCGCUCAUGAGACGUAAUAGCGUUACCCCUCUAGCAAGCCCAGAGCCCACCAAAAAACCUCGCAUCAACAGCUUUGAGGAGCAUGUGGCUGUUUCUUCCACCCUGCCAGUCUGUGUUCCUCAGGAAGUGCCCACGCAGCUGCCGGGACAACCUUUACUAGGGAAGGCAUGCCUACGACCUGUUUGUCACUUUCUCAAAGUUUUCUCUUUACUAAUAUUUCCAAGAACAUGAACAACUCGCAGAAGCCGUCGUGACUCCGUUGCUGCUGUCGCGACGCCACUGGCGACGCCGGCUUCCCAUCAUCCCAUUGCCAUUCCCGACGCUUGCUUAUAAAAAACGGUCUCCGCUUGCGGCGAGGUCGACCCUCGGCUGUUUCUACCUGUGCCAGUUCAUCUGCAAACCGCUCUGCUGAAGGGGAGAGAGAUGCAGGAGAGCGGAGGAGAGGAGCCGAGCUCCCCAGGGUCAUCACCAGGCCUUUAGGCUGCAGCAUUUGCUCUCCUCUCCGGCGUCCUGUUAGAUCGUAGCAAGCUGUAAAGUGCUUCUAGCGCACAGGAGUUUUAAUUUUCCUCUGUAAGCGGUUUUGAUCUCCUUUUGUAUAGAUGAUUGAUACCCAUCUGUCUCUGGGUGGGGUGUAUAUAUGUGGAUGGUGCGGGGUUAGCAGGGAAAUAGGGGGAAAGGGGUGGGGAGCG